Molecule: messenger RNA, 1432 nt
Organism: Olea europaea var. sylvestris
Lineage: Eukaryota; Viridiplantae; Streptophyta; Magnoliopsida; Lamiales; Oleaceae
Product: GDT1-like protein 4
Exons: 13
Coding region: 187-876 (229 amino acids)
Biological process (GO): Golgi calcium ion homeostasis; calcium ion transmembrane transport; Golgi calcium ion transport
Cellular component (GO): Golgi apparatus
Molecular function (GO): calcium ion transmembrane transporter activity; manganese ion transmembrane transporter activity
Source: RefSeq, a predicted model, not a curated record
UCUUUCUAGAUUCUAUCGAUAGAGAAUCGUACUGAUUCUCUACUCGCUGACUCGGUCGAUCACCACCGAGUCAAACUCAGUCCCGACCUUGAACUCGGUCCCUAUAUAUACUGCAUUAUAUAGAUCAUCUCUCACUGUAAAACAGCUUCUUCAACUCCCCAAAUAUUUAGGCUCUUUUUUCAUAAGAUGGGUCUCUCAAUUCUUCAAGGGUUAACGAAGUCACUGGCGAUGACUGUAAUAUCGGAGAUCGGUGACAAGACAUUUUUUGCAGCUGCUAUAUUGGCAAUGCGCCAUCCCAGGAGACUCGUGUUGUCAGGUUGCCUUGGGGCUUUAAUAAUCAUGACUAUCUUAUCUGUUCUUGUUGGCUGGGCAGCUCCAAAUCUGAUCUCCCGUAAAUGGACUCAUCAUAUCACAACCUUACUGUUUAUGGGGUUUGGUCUCUGGUCUCUAUGGGAUGCAUAUAAUGAAGGGGAAGCAGAAGAAUUGGCUGAAGUUGAAGCAAAAUUGGGUGGUGAUGUAAAAAGUAAUGGUGGAUCAUCCAAAGAGAACAAUAAGGUUGAUGACAAUUUGAAGAAGCAAAACCGUCCUUUCCUUGCUCAAUUCUUCUCGCCCAUCUUGCUGAAGGCAUUUUCAAUUACUUUCUUUGGGGAAUGGGGUGAUAAGAGCCAGCUUGCAACUAUUGGUUUGGCUGCAGAUGAGAAUCCAUGGGGUGUUGUCCUUGGUGGAAUCAUAGGACAAGCUUUUUGUACUACUGCUGCUGUCCUGGGUGGAAAGAGUUUAGCAACUUCAAUAUCUGAGAGAAUAGUUGCCCUCUUGGGUGGAGUUCUUUUUAUUGUUUUUGGAAUCCAAUCCUUUCUUUCACCUGUUCAGUUAUGAUGGAUGAUACAUUGCUAGGGGGCUUAACAUGCUCCGGAAGGAUUCGUAAUCCAAUUGCUAUGUAAUGCUGUCAUAAUUUUUGGGGUGCUAUAGUGAUGUGAUUCAUGGAAUUAAAGCAACGAAUACAAGUCAGGGUAAAGAUCUGUUGGUUGUUGAAGAGGGAUCAAUGACUAGUUCCAGGGCAAACAGGUUAAAGAAGCUAUGUGAUUAUUGGUGGAGUUGCAAUGGACAAAAUAUCAAUCUUAGCAAGCAAAAGAGCAAGUUUCAUGUUGGACUCGAGUGAGGAAACGAGUUGGAUCAGUGUGAUUCGAGCAAUAAACGAAGGCAGCCACUCGAACAACUAUGCGACCAGCUAUGCGAUUGCAUAGCCAUUUUCAGAAAAAUCAGAGGCAGAAGCAGCUUUUAUGCGAUCGCGUGGAUUAAUACGAAGCGGUUGCAUAGUGUAAAAUUGUGACGAAUUUUUCAAAUUUUGCAAGAUCUUCUCUAUAAAUAGUGCAUAUUAUUUCAUUGUAAGAAUAACUUUUAUCAUAUUCAAUUGAAAGGCAAAUUGCUUUCA